AUGCGCCGCUCUCUGGUCGAUCCAACUUCGCGGGCUACGCGAACCGUCGAGAACGUUCGACGUCCCGAGGUUCGUGUAGCACACCCUCUGAGCGAUCGGGCACCCACGUGCAAUCUACGUGACGCGAAUGAGGGAUCACCCGCGGCAGUAACUACGCAGCGAGGAGAGGGCGAUUGGCGUUCUAAAGUGGAGCGGCUGCUUUCGUUCGUCAUCACAAAACAGUUCUACGAUCUUGAACGUAUCACUAGUGCGAUUCCCACGGUAGAA
This is a messenger RNA of Iphiclides podalirius (scarce swallowtail), 267 nucleotides long. The record is from the annotation of a GenBank genome assembly. Lineage: Eukaryota; Metazoa; Arthropoda; Insecta; Lepidoptera; Papilionidae.